ACCAUGAGCUCGGGCACGCCCUACAUCGGCAGCAAGAUCAGCCUCAUCUCCAAGGCUCAGAUCCGCUAUGAGGGAAUCUUAUACACCAUCGAUACAGACAACUCCACUGUGGCUCUGGCUAAAGUGAGGUCCUUUGGCACGGAAGGGCGACCUACAGACCGACCCGUACCACCACGGGAUGAGGUGUUUGAUUACAUAAUCUUCAGAGGAAGUGACAUCAAAGACAUUACGGUGUGUGAGCCACCAAAGCUACACCAUGGUCUGCCUCAGGAUCCCGCAAUCGUUCAGUCAUCUGUGGGCAGUUCGUCUUUACCGUAUGGGCCUCAGGGAGGUUACAGUCCCUACAGGAGCAUGAUGCCACCUUAUAACCCACUUGCUGCCAGCUCUCUGCUCAAUCAGCAGUAUGCUGCUGCACUCAGCCUGGGAGCAGGACUGCAUGGCCCUCUGAGAAGAGGUCCCAUGGUUGAACAGGCUGUCCAGACGAUGCCUAUGGAAAAUCCAGCUCCCAAAAAAGGCUUGGCAUCACAACAGCCAGGCCGUGAAGACGGCAGGGUGCAGCGAGGCAGAGGAAGUCCUCAAGCACAGAGCAGCACAGUGUCUGAGAAUGCCCAGCAAGAUGUACAAGGGCAGAAUCAAGCUAAUGAUGAAAACAGACCACCACAGAGGAGGAGACAAGGCAAUCGCCGAUCCCGCAAUCGCAACAGAGGUCAAAUUAUUGUCUCACAGACGAGGCCCACUACCCUUCAGUUUGAGUCGGAUUUUGAUUUUGAAACUGCUAAUGCGCAGUUCAACAAGGAUGAGCUCAAGGACAUUCAAGGCAACUCUGAAAGCAAAGAGGGGAAGGAAAAAUCAGACUCUGGAGUGGAUACUCAGAAUGGUGAGGGAGCAGCAGAUGAGCCGUUUGGCCCAAAGCGCUUCUACAACAAGGCCAAAAGCUUCUUUGACAACAUUUCUUCUGAACUCAAAUCAAGACGUACAACGUGGGCAGAGGAGCGCAAGCUAAAUGUGGAGACAUUUGGCGUUCCUGGUCGCUUCCUGAGAGGCCGUGGGUUUCGUGGUGGGAUGAGAGGGAGGAGGGGAAGAGGGAUGAAUCAGCGCACAUCUCAACCUGCCGUUGGGAGUGGUAGGGUGUGAUGGAUCUAGAUUUCUUCAGGCUGCCACAGUGGUCUUGUAAAUACAGAAUUUCUCCUUUUCUUUAUGAAAUUUUCAGUUGGGGUCCUGCACUUUAACU
This is a messenger RNA of Neoarius graeffei (lesser salmon catfish), 1231 nucleotides long. It is a transcript of the gene lsm14b, whose product is annotated as LSM family member 14B. Gene Ontology annotation, molecular function: mRNA binding. The record is from RefSeq and is a predicted model, not a curated record. The transcript has 9 exons. NCBI's taxonomy places the organism in Eukaryota, Metazoa, Chordata, Actinopteri, Siluriformes, Ariidae. Bases 4 to 1134 code for a protein of 376 amino acids.